This is a messenger RNA of Castor canadensis (American beaver), 3148 nucleotides long. RefSeq names its product phosphodiesterase 1B (gene Pde1b). The record is from RefSeq and is a predicted model, not a curated record. NCBI's taxonomy places the organism in Eukaryota, Metazoa, Chordata, Mammalia, Rodentia, Castoridae. Gene Ontology annotation, biological process: signal transduction. Gene Ontology annotation, molecular function: 3',5'-cyclic-nucleotide phosphodiesterase activity.
AUUCCCACCGUGUUUUUGAUGUCUUUCUUGGAGGCCUUGGAGACAGGCUAUGGGAAGUACAAGAACCCUUACCACAACCAGAUCCAUGCAGCUGACGUUACCCAGACAGUACAUUGCUUCCUGCUGCGCACAGGAAUGGUGCACUGCCUGUCAGAGAUUGAGCUCUUGGCCAUCAUCUUUGCUGCAGCCAUCCAUGACUAUGAGCACACAGGCACUACCAACAGCUUCCACAUCCAGACCAAGUCAGAAUGUGCCAUCCUGUACAAUGAUCGCUCAGUGCUGGAGAAUCACCACAUCAGCUCUGUUUUCCGAAUGAUGCAGGAUGACGAGAUGAACAUUUUUAUCAACCUCACCAAGGACGAGUUUGUAGAGCUGCGGGCCCUGGUCAUUGAGAUGGUAUUGGCCACAGACAUGUCCUGCCAUUUCCAGCAAGUGAAGACCAUGAGGACAGCUUUGCAGCAGCUGGAAAGGAUUGACAAGUCCAAAGCCCUGUCUCUUCUGCUCCAUGCUGCUGACAUCAGCCAUCCAACCAAGCAGUGGUCUGUCCACAGCCGCUGGACCAAGGCCCUUAUGGAAGAAUUCUUUCGCCAGGGUGACAAGGAGGCAGAGCUGGGCUUGCCCUUUUCUCCGCUCUGUGAUCGCACGUCUACUCUGGUGGCCCAGUCCCAGAUUGGUUUCAUUGACUUCAUUGUAGAGCCCACAUUCUCUGUGCUGACUGAUGUGGCAGAGAAGAGUGUCCAGCCCCUGGUGGAUGAUGACUCAAAGUCUAAAAACCAGCCCAGCUUCCAGUGGCGCCAGCCUUCUCUAGAUGUGGAUGUGGGUGACCCCAACCCUGAUGUGGUCAGCUUCCGCUCCACCUGGACCAAGUACAUUCAGGAGAACAAACAGAAAUGGAAGGAACGGGCAGCCAGUGGCAUCACCAACCAGAUGUCUAUUGAUGAGCUUUCUCCCUGUGAAGAAGAAACCCCAGCCUCCCCUGCAGAAGAUGAGCACAACCAGAAUGGGAAUCUGGACUAGCCCGGGGUUGGCCCAGGUCCUCAUUGAGUCCAAAGUGUUUGAUGUCAUUAGCACCAUCCAUUGGGACUGGCUCCCCCAGCUGUUCCAAGGGAGCAUGAAGGUCAUGUGGAAGAGACAACCCACCUAAAGGCCAAAUGCCAGAGAUUAUGGGGUUGGGGGAAGGGCCCCUCCCCACCUGACACCCACUGGGAUGCACUUUAAUUUCCUGGCAGCAAGCCUAGGAAAGUUCAGGCUCCCAGUGGUCACUGUGCCCAUCCCCCCGCUUUGGGACUCCCCUCCCUCAUGGCCAGAUGGCUACCUGGUAGUGGGGAGCUUCUAGAGGCUUCCCAGGGCCUGGAGGGGAGGGUCAGAGAUGCCAGCCCCCUGGGCCCUCCCUUAUCUUUUUUGCCUCCAAGUUUCUAAGCAAUACAUUUUGGGGGUUCCCUCAGCCCCCCCACCCCAGAUCUUUGCUGGCAGGUCUGGGUUCUUGUUCUCCUCCCCUGAGAAGGGUUGGAAUGGGAUAGAAAACUGGGAGAUUUCAAAGCUCUAUUUGUGGGGAGGAGAGGGGGUUCUUCAGGGCAUGGUAUCUUUCUAGGAUUGGGGUGGGGAAGGGCAUCCUCUUUACCCCAGAGUUGCACUGCUUCAGCCCCAUCCCUAGCCCAACCCUGAAAUCCUCCUUUCCCAUGCCAAAAUGGUGACUAGGGGAAGAGAGGAGCCAUUGGGACCAGGGGCUGAGGGGAGGCCUUUCCCAGGUCCUUGAGAACUGGGUCUGGUCUGGGCUCCUGGGACUUGUCAUCUUCCCUGGCUGAAUCUUGAGCCCUUUGCCUCCUUUCUGUCCUCUGUGGCUAGGAGGCUCCCAUCCGACCAAUGUCUGUACAGUGCUUUGAGGUCUUCUCAGCAAAGCACCUUCAGGAUGUAUUUAUGAGCACAGGCAGGAGAGUCUAGCCUGGUUGGGAUCCAGGGUGCAGGGAAGGUGAGACAUAUCUAGUAAUCCUGUGUUGCCUAUCAAGAAGGUCCCUCCCAUCUCCCAGAACGGGUUCAGCUGCAGGCACCAAGAGACGCCCCCCCCUCCCCUGGGACACUGAUAGGUGGAAGGCAGAUGGGAGAAGUGCUCAGGGUUACUGCUGCUAUGAUCUCUGGAGAGAGUCCAGCCAGGCCCCUUCCUGUCCUCAGGCUCCUUCUUGCCUCUCCUGCCCCAGAAAAGGUCAAAGUCCAGGUGACUGCCCUCUUCCUUUCUUGUAAAUACCAGCCAUGCAUUUGUACAGUGGGCCCUGUUCUUGUGAAGUCCAUCUCCAUGGUCUCUUAGACCUGCUACCCUAAAAUUUGUCCCUCCCACCCCACCUGAGUGGGGCAGAGACGCAUGUGACUCACCCCUGCCUUGGUCUCCUAGGCCCCUGCUAUAGCCAGAGAUCAAUAAAGAAGGGGACUGGGCUGGCUGUGUCUGGUGUUCACUGGGUGGAAGUUGACUGAACAUCUUCACAUACGCUAUCUUUUUCAAGCUUAUGGAAUCCUGGUGUUCUCCUUACAUGUAAACUGAGGCAUGCCUGUGGGCACACAGUUGGUGCAUGACAGGGGUGGAACCUUACCCUUCCCAGGUUCUGCUCUUCUCUGUACCCACACUGUUGCUUCAGCAGGGAAGGCAAAUUAUCUUGCCUUCCCCUUUCCCCCUCUCUCCUCCAGUGUCUGGGAAAAUAAAAAUCAGUUUCAGGAGAGGCAUGACUUAUGGGAUUGGAGCACAUUUCUUUACUAUGUUAGGUUUUUGUCUUAUCCUGGACCCUCAGUACCUAGGACAAGGGGCGAGAUGACUCUUAAAGUUCCCAGUGAGAGCCUCCUAACACGUGUUGUGUCCUCUAUCUGUCUUUGCUAAGGAGUUGGAACAGCUGGAGGAGGGAACGCUACACCUCCUGCCAUAGUGAAGUUCCCCAUUUUGUCCAGCAGGUGGCGCACACAUCAUCCACAGCUCAACAGGGCACUUAGUUUAGCUCUAAGUCUUCCAGCAGCUGGGCAGCCCAGCUAGGUGGGUGGAGCUUUUCUCAAUGAGAAAGGAGAAACUGAAGCUAUCUUUCCUUUUUGGCAUCCCGGAAGUUUUCCUUCUACUACCUGAUCUCCAUCUUCCCACAGCAAGUAAAGGCCAGGUUAAGGAAGAACUUCC